This is a messenger RNA of Raphanus sativus (radish), 1357 nucleotides long. RefSeq names its product formin-like protein 20. Lineage: Eukaryota; Viridiplantae; Streptophyta; Magnoliopsida; Brassicales; Brassicaceae. The record is from RefSeq and is a predicted model, not a curated record. The coding region runs from base 351 to 884 and encodes 177 amino acids. The transcript has a single exon.
CUUCCUCUCUCUCUCACACUUGCCCCAGAUUUAGCCCCUAAGCCAGCCGUUACUUGUCUCUUUCUCUCUCUCUCUGGCAUUUUCCCGGAAAAAAAUAACCCUCCCUCUGUGCGAAAGUAUUCCUUGAAUGGUCAAUUGGUUCUUCAAUAGACCUUCAACAAAAAUCGUCGUCUCCAUCCCGUGUUGACCAGAUCUUUAUACUCUCUCAUAUCAAUCAAAUCUUCAUCUGAUGCUACGAUCAGAGGAAGCCAAUUCCACCACCAUGCGCUGAGGGCGAAGGAAUAGAACUCUUUUUUGUUUGUUUGUUUGUUGAGAAUCUGGAUCGACGUGAAUCUGGGUGGGGGUGAUAAAUGGGGUUUUUGAAGAUAGUGGCCAUGAUUCUCAGUUUCCAUGCCUUCUUCCUCCUUGCUCAAUCACAACAACAACAAGAUCAAUCUCAAUCCCAAUCCUCUCCUCCUCCGCCUUCAUUUUGGGAGCCGCGAUCUCCGCCCCUCGAAUCUGCCAACACGCCACCGAUUCCUCAAUCCACCGUCGGCAUUAUGUCUCCUCCUCCGCCACCACCACCCUCACCAUCACCUCCUCCUCCGCCGCCACCACCGUCUCCAUCACCUCCUCCUCCUCCGCCGAUUCAAAAAUCCCCUCCUCCUUCUCCGAAUGCGCUAGCUUCUCCUCCUCGGCACUCUCAUCAUAGAAACAGACCACGGAGGUUACGGCCUCCACCUCCUCCUCCGCCUGCACGGACCUUCAAGCAGUCAGGAGGGUUAAACACGGGGAAAACGGUUGGUCUGGUGUUCGCUGGGAUCGCAGCAAUGCUGCAGAUCUGCGUCGUUGCCUUCUUGCUUUUCAAGAGAAAUCAGCUCUUAAGGAUGACUCAUACUUACUGAUCUGCAGAGAGAGAAUUUUAUAUAAAUCUUAUUUCAUUGAUUUUUCCAUUCAUUGCCUUGGAAAAGAAAAAGCAAAAAAAAACACACACUUUUUUGAGACGAUCAACGAAGAUAUACAUCCUUGGAUCAACAACUUCUUCUUCUUCAUACCAUUUUCCUCUGUAAAUGAUGAAUACAACAUUCUCGCGAUUUCACAUUCUUUUUUCUCUUUUUUCUCUGUAGUUUUUUUUUUCCACUUACAUGCCCUAACGAGAUAUGUGCUAACUAGAGUGAAACCCACCAGAGGUGGAGAGAAAGAAAGAUUAGAAUGGCUCUGUCUUAUAUUAUGUCAAUUGUAUAAUUGUUUUAGGGAGAAAUUAAAACCGAUAGUAUCUAAUUUCCGUAUUGUUUUGAGUUCUGAAAAAUUGUCUUGUUCUUUUUGAUGUUCUUGUUACAUUCUUUAAAUGAUUCAGAAAGGUUUGUCCCCUGUUUAA